Molecule: messenger RNA, 624 nt
Organism: Penicillium diatomitis
Lineage: Eukaryota; Fungi; Ascomycota; Eurotiomycetes; Eurotiales; Aspergillaceae
Product: macro domain-containing protein
Exons: 1
Coding region: 1-624 (207 amino acids)
Source: RefSeq, a predicted model, not a curated record
AUGGCUCGAUCUAUGGUAGUCGCGCUCUCCGAGAUUCCAACACUAUCGUCAUUCUAUCGUUCACGCAUCCAGGUGAACGCGGAUCCCUGGCAGGUUGCGGCUCAAUCUCUGAACGAUAAUAUAUCUGUGAUAUGCUCAGAUAUCACGGAACUGGAAGUAGAUUGCAUCGUCAACGCCGCUAAUGGAUCCCUCCUGGGUGGUGGCGGUGUUGAUGGCGCCAUUCAUCGCGCUGCCGGCCCUCGGCUGCGCGAUGAAUGUGCAAAACUGGACGGCUGUCAAACGGGAGACGCAAAGAUCACUUCAGCCUAUGAGUUGCCCUGCAAAGCGGUGAUUCACACCGUGGGACCGAUCUACCACAGAGCGCAAGGUGAUGCCGAGUCUCUGCUGCGUUCGUGUUACCGUCGCAGUCUCGAGGUGGCCGUGGAGCACAAGAUGCGGAGCAUCGCUUUCUCGGCCAUCAGCACUGGCGUGUACGGCUAUCCCAGUGGGAAGGCUGCAUUGGCCGCCAGCGAUGAGGUGCAAAAGUUCCUGAUCCGGCCUCAGAACCUAGAUAGGCUGGACCGUGUCAUCUUCUGCAAUUUCACUGAGAAAGAUCAGAUGGCAUACCAAAAGGUCCUACCGUAA